CCGUCAUACUUUAGUGCCAAUGCCAGACAUAACUAAAUAUAAUUAAUGCAUAUGGAAAUAAACAAAAUAUUAUUAAGUGAAUGCUAGUUGUAACUGUGUAUUUGUCACUAAGAUAAAAAUGUCUUUAUCAAGUAUUUUACCAGCUCCUUCGAGACCCGCUUGGGAUCGAGAUGAACAAAGACGCAUACAAGCACCACCCGUGGGUGCCCUUGUUUCAGCAAGAAUUGCUGCGCCUCCUUAUGGACAAAGGAGAGGUUGGGUUCCACGACAAGAACAAGAUUUUGGAGAUGGCGGAGCUUUUCCAGAAAUUAUGGUGGCACAAUACCCAUUAGGUAUGGGAGCGCCUAAUAGUAACAAAGGUACUUCGAAUGCAUUGGCAGUGCAACUUGAUCAAUCGGGGAAGAUUAAAUAUGAUGCAAUUGCUAGACAAGGGCAUUCUAAGGAUAAAAUUGUGUAUUCGAGUUUAAGUGCUUUAUUACCUGCAGAAGUACUUAAUGAUGAUGCACCAGAAUUACAAAAGCCAGAUGAAGAAACUAUUAAGGAAAAUAUGGAAAAAACACGAUUGGCACUAGAAAAAAUCACUAGUGCUAAAAUUCAAGCUGCUAUGCCAGUACGUGCUGCUGAUAAACAAGCACCAGCACAAUAUAUAAGAUACACACCUUCGCAGCAAGGCGAUCAGUUUAAUUCUGGAGCAAAACAACGUGUUAUAAGAAUGGUUGAGGCUCAAGUUGAUCCAAUGGAACCCCCUCGGUUCAAAAUAAAUAAAAAGAUUCCAAGAGGUGCUCCAUCUCCACCUGCACCUGUAUUGCACAGUCCUUCAAGGAAAGUAUCAGUUAAAGAACAACGUGAAUGGAAAGUUCCUCCCUGUAUAUCUAAUUGGAAGAACGCCAAAGGUUACACAAUACCCUUGGAUAAGCGUUUGGCUGCUGAUGGCAGAGGCUUACAGCAAGUUCAUAUCAACGAAAAUUUUGCUAAAUUAGCAGAAGCUUUAUAUAUUGCUGAUAGAAAAGCCCGUGAAGCUGUCGAAAUGAGAGCUCAACUUGAGAAGAAAUUAGCUCAAAAAGAAAAAGAAAAGAAAGAAGAUAGUUUACGUCAACUUGCUCAAAGAGCUCGUGAAGAAAGAGCUGGUAUCAGGCAAAUUGAUCCUGCUGGUGAAACAGUCAUUCCAAGUGAAAUGAAAGAACGAGAUGAAUUAAGAGCUGAAAGGCACAGAGAGAGAGCUAGAGAAAGAAAUUUGGCCAGAGCUGGUGCUGAGAAAAGGGGUAAACUGCAACGAGAGAGGGAACGAGAUAUUAGUGAACAGAUUGCCUUGGGUCUUCCUGCAAAAACUAUUGCGGAGGGAGGACAGUUUGAUCAAAGAUUAUUCAAUACUACAAAGGGAAUGGACUCAGGUUAUGGAGAUGAUGAGCAAUACAAUGUAUAUGAUAAACCAUGGAGGGAUGCAAACUCUAUUGGUUCUCACAUAUAUCGACCCAGCAAAAACAUUGAUCAAGACAAUUAUGGUGGAGAUCUUGAAAAAAUUGUUAACACAAAUAGAUUUGUCCCAGAUAAAGAUUUUAGUGGUGUGGACAGAUCAGGUCCAUCAGCACCAAGAAGUGGACCAGUGCAAUUUGAAAGAGAAGAGGAUCCAUUCGGUUUGGAUCAGUUCUUGAACCAGGCCAAGAGAGCCCCCAAGGCACAAAAGCCUGAUGAGCACAAUGAUGAUAGUAAAAGAAGGCGAAGAGAUUAAAUUCUGAAGUUUUUUGAAACCACUCAAAUUUGUUAGCUAAUAUUUGAAUAUUCGUCUUGACAAUUACAUUUAAGUGUAUACUAGACAAAUACAAAUUUUGUACUGUUUUACAGUUUACCUCACAUUAUUGUACUUUAAAUCACAUGUGAAAAGUACUUCCAAUCCGCAUUCUAUCUUU
Molecule: messenger RNA, 1907 nt
Organism: Ctenocephalides felis (cat flea)
Lineage: Eukaryota; Metazoa; Arthropoda; Insecta; Siphonaptera; Pulicidae
Product: puff-specific protein Bx42-like
Exons: 10
Coding region: 119-1729 (536 amino acids)
Biological process (GO): mRNA splicing, via spliceosome
Cellular component (GO): spliceosomal complex
Source: RefSeq, a predicted model, not a curated record